Molecule: messenger RNA, 4191 nt
Organism: Pipistrellus nathusii (Nathusius's pipistrelle)
Lineage: Eukaryota; Metazoa; Chordata; Mammalia; Chiroptera; Vespertilionidae
Source: the annotation of a GenBank genome assembly
AUGGCGGCGCGCCCGCCGCCGCCGCCGCCCUCUCCGCCGCCAGCGCGGCUUUCGGGGACCCGGUCCUCGCGUGCUGGGCGGGGAGCCGCGGUCCACGCAGUGAGCAGCGAGGGCGGCGCGGCGCGGGAGGGCGCCCUGGACCCAGGCUACAUCCCCUGGCCGGGUGGAGAGGGGUCGGGGGCCCAGCGAGGGCCGGGGGGGUCCGCUCCGGCUCCCCUGCUCAGUGCGCCCGCGGGGGCCGAGCAGCUAGAGGGCCGCUCGGUAGAGGAGGUGGUGGUGACCCGGAUGCAGCUGCUGGAGGAAGAGCUGAGCAGCCUAAAGGAGGAGCUGGCCCUGUGUCAGGCUGAUAAAGAAUUUGUAUGGACUUUGUGGAAACGUCUCCAGGUGACAAACCCAGAUAUCACACACACAGUCAGUUUGAUUGUGGAAAGAGAAAAACAGAAAACUGAAGCUAAAGACAGAAAAGUUUUAGAAAUUCUACAAGUCAAGGAUGCUAAAAUACAAGAAUUGGAACAGAGAGAAUCAGGACUGAAACAGGACAUAAAUGACCUUAUAAAGCGGAAGAUUGCAGUAGAUGAAGAAAAUGCUCUCUUAAGGAAAGAAUUCAGUGACUUGCAGAAGAAAUUUAAAGAUAAAAGACAAGAAGUUAAGGACAGUAAAGAGUGUAUACAGAAUAAGGAAGAGCAAAGCAGACUGAUUAUAAAAGACCUGGAAGAGGAAAACCAGAAAUUAAGUACCCGCUGUGUUGACCUGCUAAAUGACCUGGAGAGACUGAGGAAGCAGGAAGCCCAUUGGAAAAAAGAAAAAUAUAGCAUUGAUGCAAAAAUAAAGACCUUUGAAAACAAUUUAAUGGAAGCAAGGAAAGAAAUUGAAGUUUCACAGAGUAAAUACAAUGCUCUCUCAUUACAGUUGACUAAUAAACAGACUGAACUUAUCCAGAAGGAUAUGGAUAUUACCCUGGUUAGGCAAGAGCUGCAGGAACUGCAGAAUCUUUACAAACAGAACAGUGCACAUACAGCACAGCAAGCAGAAUUGAUCCAACAGCUUCAGGUUCUGAAUAUGGACACACAAAAAGUAUUGAGAAAUCAGGAAGAUGUUCAUACAGCGGAAAGUAUAUCUUAUCAAAAACUUUACAAUGAGUUACAUAUUUGUUUUGAAACCACAAAAUCAAGUGAAGCUAUGCUCCGGCAAAGUGUUGUUAACCUUCAGGAUCAGCUAUUUCAAAAAGAGCAAGAAAAUGCAAAGUUAAAAGAAAAGCUUCAGGAAUCAUUAGGAGCACCUUAUUCUUUACCUCAAGAAAGCGAUUCAGACCACUCAGAACAGGUAUCUCAACGGCCAUCUUUAUCGAGUUUAGAAACCUUAAUGGUGUCACAGAAGUCUGAAAUUGAGUAUUUACAGGAGAGACUGAAAAAAGCAAAUGAAAAACUGUCAGAGAACAGAUUGAUCAGCCAGGGUUCCUCAGAAAAGAACAUCUGGACAAGUGUUGAAGGGAAACAAAAGGAACCACCUGUGAAACGUUCAAGGUCUUUGUCCCCAAAGAGAUCUUUCACAGACUCAGAGGAGCUAAGGAAACUGAGAAAAGCUGAAAGAAAGAUUGAAAACUUAGAGAAGGCACUACAACUAAAGAGCCAAGAAAAUGAUGAGCUAAGAGAUGCCCAUGAAAAACGUAAGGAAAGGCUACAGAUGUUACAGACCAACUACAGGGCAGUAAAAGAGCAAUUAAAACAGUGGGAAGAAGGCAGUGGCAUUCCUAUUUUUAAAAUAAAGAGAGCAGAUCCCCAACAACUUCGACAAGAAGAUUCUGAUGCUGUAUGGAAUGAACUGGCCUAUUUCAAAAGGGAAAACCAGGAACUAAAGAUUCAAAAAAUGAAUCUUCAGGAAGAAUUGGAUAAACUUAAAGUGCAUAUAUCUAUUGACAAAGCAACAAUACAAGAAUUAAAUACAUGGAUAGCAGAGAAAAAAGAAGAACAACUCUUUAGACAAGGAGAAGAUGAUGGGGUCAAGAAGAGUCCUCCAGAGAAGAAUGGGAAAGAAAUGUCGGAGCAGACAUUACAGAAGGUCAUUGAAUUGGAAAAUCGGCUAAAAUCUUUUGAGAAAAGGUCGAGAAAAUUAAAAGAAACGAAUAAAAAGUUAAUAAAAGAAAAUGAUUUCCUGAAAUCCCUCUUAAAACGGCACCAAGAAGAGGCAAAGAACAGAGAAAAAGAGUUAGAACAACUACAAAAAGAGAGUAAAGAUGUAGUAAAAAGCAAAGCUGACCUUCAAGUAAAAAUCAGUGAGCUCGAGAGAGAUGUCACUUUCCUAAGGAGACAAGUGGCAGAAACUAAUGGGUUGAAAAACGAAGAGCUGAUGAAUUCAGUGGAGAAAUUGCAGCACUCAGUAGAUAAAGCUAAUUCUGAGAUGGCCACCACAGAAGUAAGAUCUGGGCAAUCUGAUUGUAAAACAACCACUACCAAGGUUAAAUUUAAAGCCGCCAAGAAAAAGUGCCCUAUGGGUCCUUACCACACUGUUCUCAAUCACUCAAUCAAGGUUAUGAGCAAUGUGUUUGAGAACCUCAGCAAGGACAAGGACUGGGAGGAUGUGAGUGAAAGCAGUGAUUCUGAAACACAGAGCUCUCAAAAUUUGGGAACAAUUAUUGUAGAAACAUCCCAGAAAAUAAGUCCUAUAGAAGAUGGAAGAGACCAGAAAGAAAGCGAUGAAAUAGAAGACAGUCACAUGCAAGGAAAAAGAAUAGUACAAACAUAUUCAAAAACAAAUGGCAAGGUCACAAAGGAUUAUUUUCAUUACAAGAAUGCCAGAAAGCCAACUUUUCAAAAGAAGAAUGGUAAUAUUCAAAAGAGUUCAUAUACAACAGGUCCUAACAGAGUUAACAGAGAAAAAUUAAAAUAUGUAUCUGCUCAGAAAUCAAGUAGCAAUGUUAUUUUAUUACGAGAAAGAAUUAUAUCCUUGCAGCAACAAAACAGUGUACUUCAGAAUGCCAAAAAAACAGCAGAAUUGUCUAUUAAAGAAUAUAAAGAAGUCAAUGAAAAGCUCCUUCAUCAGCAGCAACUAUCUGAUCAACGAUUUCAGACAAGCAGACAGACAAUAAAGAAGCUAAAUUUGGACUUGGCUGAUCUUCGGAAAGAAAAAGAAGACUUAUUAAAGAAAUUGGAGUCCUCAUCUGAAAUCACAAGUUCUGCAGAAGUUUCCCAGGUAACAAUUCCACGGAUACAAGUUACCUCACUUGGUCCUUCAAGGAGCAUGGAUUUGGAAAUGAAGCAAUUACAGUGCAAACUAAAGAAUGCAACUAAUGAACUCACUAAGCAGUCAUCAAGCAUGAAGUCUCUGAAAUUUGAACUCCUAGCAAAAGAAGAACACAUAAAGGAAAUGCAUGAAAAGCUGUCUCGAAUGGAAAGGGAUAUAACCAUGAAAAGACAUUUAAUAGAGGACUUGAAAUUUCGACAGAAAGUAAAUUUGGAAAGUAAUGAGAGCAUUAAUGAAAUGGUAGAAAAUCUUGAAAAAAAGGUAAAGACAUUGACUGAAGAGUGUUCCAACAAGAAGGUAUCAAUUGAUUCACUAAAGCAAAGACUUAGUGUCGCCGUUAAAGAGAAGUCACAGUAUGAAGAGAUGUAUCAGAAAACUAAAGAGGAAUUAGAAAAAAAGGAUCUCAAGCUUUCUCUCCUACUAUCAAAAAUAAAUGAGACUGAAUCUGCAAUGGCAGAAAUUGAAAUAGCAGCUUCUAAGCAGCUUCAAGGAUUGGCGUUGCAAAGUGAGCAGGCCCUGGAAUGUGCACAGAAGAAACUGCAGAUAGCCAGUGAGAAAGUGGAAGAGUUCAUCUUAUUUGUGAAGGCUUUGGUCAAAGAGUUACAAGUUGAUGUCCAUACAAUAAGGCGACAAAUCAGAGAGCUUAAAAGAAUGCAGAGAAAGAAGGAUGCUCAUAAAACCUCAACUCAUAAAGCCCAGACCUUGGCAGCUUCUAUCCUCAACAUUUCACGAUCAGAUCUAGAGGAAAUAUUGGACACAGAAGAUGAAGUGGAACUCAAAAGGACAACGAUAGAUGCUGAAAAUGACAGGGAGUGGCUGUUGUAUAUCCAGAAACUUCUUGAAGGACAGCUUCCUUUUGCCUCAUAUUUACUAGAAGCAAUAUUGGAGAAAAUAAAUGAAAAAAAGAAACUGGUUGAAGUGUAUUUCACAAUUAUGAAAGAUAUUAGAUGA